Messenger RNA from Brenthis ino (lesser marbled fritillary), 1116 nucleotides. Lineage: Eukaryota; Metazoa; Arthropoda; Insecta; Lepidoptera; Nymphalidae. The record is from the annotation of a GenBank genome assembly.
AUGUCUUUGGACGAAGGAGUACUCGUUAAAAGGACUUUAAAUUUCACUGAGAUAGGGAAAAAACUUGGGUUCACUGUGCAGCAAUUUGACGUAGUUACACAAGAUGGAUAUAUUUUGAAGCUUUUCCACAUACCCGGUAAUAGAAACAAACCAGUUCUGCUGAUGCACGGAAUUAUUGACUCCUCUGACACUUUCAUUAUAAGAGAAAAGUCCUCUUUAGCUAUAGCUUUGGCUAAUUCUGGUUACGAUGUUUGGCUCGGCAACAAUCGAGGGAACAGGUAUUCCCGACACCAUGUCUACUUAAAUCCUGAUCGUGAUGACAAAUUUUGGGACUUCAGCUUCCACGAACUUGGCUAUUACGACCUGCCUGCUAUAAUAGACUUUAUUCUCAAUAAAACUGGGCAAAAAAAAUUAACUGCGAUUGGACAUUCGCAAGGCAACGCGAUAUUCCUAGUGCUCGGCGCGACACGACCUGAAUAUAAUGAUAAGAUCAAAUUAUUAAUAUCGUUAUCUCCCGUAUGUUUUUUAAAUAAUUUGAUGGAUGCGCCAUAUUUGCUUUUGAAAUCAGUACCCACUUUGAGCAAUGUUAUGACGUUAUUAGGCCAAGAGGAAUUCAUGGGUGAUAAUACUACUUUUAUUCGUGUGUUCAGGGAAAUUUGUGGUACUGAGAACAGUUACUCUUUAUGUGCUCAUGGUAUUUUAUUUCCUAUGGCUGGGAGCGAUCCAGAAGAGUUGGAGCCCGAGUUCUUGCCGACCAUAAUCGCACAUUACCCAACUGGUACAUCCAAGAAAAACGCUAUUCACUUAUCACAAGUUGGUAUUCAGGGAUUGUUCUCCGAAUUCGAUUAUAAUUGGCGAAAUAUGGACAUUUAUAACUCAACAAUGCCUCCAGAGUAUAAUUUGAGCAAGGUGACUAUGAGAGUCGCUUUAGUAGCUGGCAGAAACGACAAAUUGUCUACAUUAAAAGAUGUAGAUUUAUUAAAUAGGAAAUUACCGAAUGUUGUAGAAUAUUUGAUUAUAAAGCGUAGGAAGUUUAGCCACUUGGAUGCAGUCUGGGGAAGAAAUAUGGAUAAAUAUCUUUUUCCCCAUAUAUUCAAAAUCCUAGCAAAAUACAGC